This is a messenger RNA of Puccinia triticina, 267 nucleotides long. RefSeq lists its product as uncharacterized. The record is from RefSeq and is a predicted model, not a curated record. The transcript has 3 exons. NCBI's taxonomy places the organism in Eukaryota, Fungi, Basidiomycota, Pucciniomycetes, Pucciniales, Pucciniaceae. Bases 1 to 267 code for a protein of 88 amino acids.
AUGCAAUCAAUACCGCGCGCGCUUCUGUUCGCUGUUCCGAGUGUCGCAACACUUGUGAAACCCCCUCACGACUUGCUGAUACGGGCCUGUGAUGCCCUUGCUGGCCCUCCGAUCUUCGUCAAGUCCCGAUCGAUGCCAAGGAUGCUGCACCUCGCCCGACAGCCACCGCAGUGCCUCCACCUCGUAACCGCGGCCACGCUUGCUCAUUGCCGAGCCUCUCAGCUUGCUUCAACCGCCCGUAUGGCCAAGUACUCCGCGAUUGAUUGA